Messenger RNA from Oldenlandia corymbosa var. corymbosa, 1200 nucleotides. Lineage: Eukaryota; Viridiplantae; Streptophyta; Magnoliopsida; Gentianales; Rubiaceae. The record is from the annotation of a GenBank genome assembly.
AUGGCCUCUUCCAACUACCCUCUUCUGUUCUUCCUCAUCGUAAUUCUCAAAAUUUUCAGAGUGGACUCCAAAGCGGUCAUCAUCCUGGAAGAUGGCUACACAGUUAGCACCAUCUUCGAUGGCAACAAGCACCAUGUAAACCCUCACUCCGUUCUCCCUCAAUUUGGGUCCUCUGAUUUCACCGUGCUUGAUUCUUUAACCAGUACCUUUUACUCCAUUUCUUCCGCCAACCCACCAGUGAUCAAGAAGCUAGCAGGUAAUGGAGUGGCAGGGUAUGCUGAUGGUGACUUGGGAUCAGCAAUUUUCAAUAAGCCCAAUAGUUUCGCGGUUGAUUACAAAGGGAAUUUGUAUGUUGCUGAUAAACUCAACCAUAUCAUCAGAAAAAUAAGUCAGACAGGUGUGACCACGAUUGCUGGAGGUUAUUAUCGAAAGAUAGGCAAAGCUGAUGGGCCUGCCCAGAAUGCAUCAUUCUCAAAUGACUUUGAACUAGUUUUUGUUCCGGGAAUCUGUGCUUUAGUCAUAGCCGACCGUGGUAACAAUUUAGUCCGCCAGAUAAAUCUGAAGGCUGAAGAUUGUUCACAUGCUUCUCAAUCAGUUAUGGGGCAGGCCUCUGCUUGGGCGCUGGGGCUUGGAUUGUCUUGUUUGCUUGGCUUAAUUAUUGGCUUUGUAAUUCGCCCCUAUAUUAUGUCACGGGGAGGACUGAUCCUGAGAACUUGCAACAAGACAUGGACAGAUUGCCUAACUUGCUUGGGGAGACAACUAGUGAUGCUUUGCUUCGUCAUGAAAAACGUAGUUGUUAGGAUGACCAUAUAUGAAGCUUUAAGAAAGGUCAUUGUUUUUAGCCUGUCUACUUUAUCGCUUAUGUUUAGGAUUAAAACCGGAGAACCCCAGAAUUACCAAAAACCUGUAUCUUUAUUGGAUUGCGAUCACCUAAGAAACAAUGACCUAGGAAAGUUGUACUUCGAUCAACUGAAGGAUUUGAUAAGUUUUGAUGAAGGGACAGCAUCAUCAUCAGUUGUUGCUGAGGAUAACAUUCAACAGAACGAGGAUGAGAAUGAUAAGACUGGUUGGUCUGCAGUAAGCAAUAGCAAAGUCGACGCCCUCAUAGAAGCUAAUAUAACGAGGUUUUGCGUGCAGGCUAAUGAAAACUUGCUGGCAGAACAUCUGGAAUGUAACCUGCGUCUAGCUAGAAGAAGGUAA